Dreissena polymorpha is the source of this 907-nucleotide messenger RNA. RefSeq lists its product as uncharacterized. The record is from RefSeq and is a predicted model, not a curated record. The transcript has 3 exons. NCBI's taxonomy places the organism in Eukaryota, Metazoa, Mollusca, Bivalvia, Myida, Dreissenidae. The coding region runs from base 225 to 602 and encodes 125 amino acids.
UGUUUCUACACCGACAGAUGCAAUACUAUUCCGAACUUCUCUCCGUGCGCAGCAGACAACAAACAAACUAUUGGAUUUUCUUAACCUCAUGGGUAACCCGUGAACAGCCUAAUUGUGUUUACCAACUCUUCGCUGACCUAGUUUUAAGGCGUCUGCGCCAAAUCGAUUCUCGCCUUCAUAAAGUACGGAUACGAUUUAAAGAUUUUAAACAUUGAUACGCAAUAAUGGCAAAUUUCCGCGUGUCGUUCAACGUUUCCAUGGUAAUCGCGGCGGUGCUCGGUGAGCUGGUGAGCUUUGUGUUCUUUAACCACCACAGCGCAUGGGGGCGCAGCAUCGGGGUCCGCUACCUCAUCACCGCGUUCAUCUGCCAGGCCGUUCUCGUCGUCAUACUCAAGUGGAUCAUCGAGAGGCAUUUCAGCAUUCACGGAUGGGAAGACAGCGCCAUCUUAGCCCUGUGGCUGUCCCUCAUCUACGUUACCCUUCAGGCGCCCCACGUUGUAUACGACCACCGCAGCCUCUCCUACUUCUUUGCGCAUGCGCUUCACAAGUUUGCAGUUCUGUUUGUCAUGAUUUUUUCUCUACACCGAUUUAAGAACUACUAAAAUUUAAAACGAUGAUUUGAAAGUUUGUCGUACUGUAUCAACCGGACCUCAUUUGGUAUUAUACUUAGCUUUGUUGUGCAAGGACACACGCACAACAUUUGAUUAAUAAAUCCUUUCAUUUUGCUUUGGAUUUAAGAAGCACUUGAACACAAUUAAGACAUACUUUUAUUGGCAUUGUCAGUAUAUGCUUGUCUGUUCUUUCAAUGUUUCUUUUGACGUAAAUAUAUGAUAUGGGUCUCGAUGUAAUAUACCAUGUCCCGAAAUAGUUGUGUAAUAAAGCAUUCAAAUAUUUAAUAAGAGUUGUU